Drechmeria coniospora is the source of this 825-nucleotide messenger RNA. RefSeq names its product Ras family protein. NCBI's taxonomy places the organism in Eukaryota, Fungi, Ascomycota, Sordariomycetes, Hypocreales, Ophiocordycipitaceae. The coding region runs from base 1 to 825 and encodes 274 amino acids. The transcript is spliced from 3 exons. Gene Ontology annotation, biological process: small GTPase-mediated signal transduction. The record is from RefSeq and is a predicted model, not a curated record. Gene Ontology annotation, molecular function: GTP binding; GTPase activity.
AUGGCUUCCUACCAAUACCGCAACUCGUACUACACGCCCACGAGCUACGAGCACACGUCGCACCGCGAGCAGCGUACGCGCUCGAGCGAGGGCACCGUCAGCACAACCAUGAGCUCCUCCUCCGGCCGCGAGUCGGCCGGCACUCACGUCACCGAGGCGCCCACCUACUCCAAGAAGAUUGUCGUCGUCGGCGACGGUGGCUGCGGCAAGACCUGUCUCCUCAUCAGCUACAGCCAAGGGUACUUUCCAGAGAAAUACGUGCCCACCGUCUUUGAAAACUACAUCACCUACCCCACCCACCCUCCCACCGGCAAGACUGUCGAGCUCGCUCUGUGGGACACAGCCGGCCAGGAAGAGUACGACCGUCUCCGGCCUCUGUCGUACCCGGAGACGGACCUGAUCUUCGUCUGCUUCGCCAUUGACUGCCCCAACUCCAUCGACAACGUGCUCGACAAGUGGUAUCCCGAAGUCCUCCACUUCUGCCCCUACACGCCGCUCGUCCUCGUCGGCCUCAAGUCGGACCUGCGGCACAAGAAGACGUGCAUCGACAUGCUCAAGACCCAAGGACUCACCCCCGUCACCACCGAGCAGGGCAUGGCCGUCGCCAAGAAGAUGGGAGCGCAGUACAUGGAGUGCAGCAGCAAGGAGAUGCACGGCGUCGAGGAGAUCUUUGAGCGCGCCAUCCUCACCGUCGUCGCCAACGACCAGAGGCACCAGGAGCCCUCGGCGGCGGUCUCGUCGGCGACCGACAAGACGUCGCGGCUGAGGGCAAUCCCCGGCAUGAGCUUGCCGAAGCGCAAGAAGAGAAAAUGCCAGUUUCUCUAA